Messenger RNA from Purpureocillium lilacinum, 972 nucleotides. RefSeq lists its product as uncharacterized. Gene Ontology annotation, molecular function: NAD binding; NADP binding; oxidoreductase activity, acting on the CH-OH group of donors, NAD or NADP as acceptor. Lineage: Eukaryota; Fungi; Ascomycota; Sordariomycetes; Hypocreales; Ophiocordycipitaceae. The record is from RefSeq and is a predicted model, not a curated record.
AUGGCUCCCACGGUUCUUUGGGUUGGCCUCGGCAACAUGGGCCGGGGCAUGUGCAGAAACGCUGUGGAAAAGGGCCACUCGAGCUCGCCAGUCCUCCUCUACAACAGAUCGGUCCAAAAGGCCGUUGACCUGAGCCGCGAGCUGCCCGCAGGCAAGACCGAGGCCGUCGACUCGCUGGUGGCCGCGGUGCCCCGAGCCGACAUUAUCUUCAGCUGCCUUGCUCAUGAUGAAGCUGUGAAGGAGGUAUACCAGAUCAUGCUCGGCAGCGACGUCAAGGGCAAGCUCUUUGUCGACUGCUCCACCAUCCACCCCGAGUUGACCGAGGACGUGGCCCGAGACGUCGCCGCGCGUGGAGCCGAGUUCGUGGCCGCCCCAGUCUUCGGCGCCCCUGAGGCUGCAGAGGCAGGGCAGCUCAUCGCCGUGCUGGCAGGUCCGCGGGCCAGCGUCGACCGGGCAAGGCCGUGGUUCAAGGGCGUUAUGGCCGGCGUCGAGAUUGACCUCAGUGGCGAGCCCUACAGCAAAGCCACGACCCUCAAGGUGCUCGGCAACACCUUCGUUUUCAACAUGAUCGAGCAGCUCGCAGAGGUCCACGUCGUCGCCGAGAAGUCGGGGCUGGGGACUCGGCCAGUCCACCAGCUGGUCGACGCCAUCUUUGGCGGCGUGUACACGGCACUCUCGACUCGCAUGCUCACCGGGGACUAUUACAGGCGCCAACAGCCGCUCUUUGCAGUCGACCUGGCCCGCAAGGACGUCCGCCAUGCCAGGGCCAUUGCUGCGGCUGCCGGUGCCGAGCUAAAGACGCUCGAGGUGGCCGACGCCCACUUUGCCAAGGUGAAGGAGCAGCGCGGCGAGACGGGUGACAUGGCGGGCAUCUACGGCGCCGCCAGGCAAGACGCAGGGCUCGCGUUUGAGAAUGACAACGGCGGGAGCCUCGAUGAGGAUGUUCAUGGCGAGGCUGGGAGGCGUGAGUAG